CAACAACAAACUCUAGCUUAAUUCCAAGCUGAACACUGCGACCCUUCACAUACUAGCAUUUGCGGCAUCUUUCACAGAUCUAUUCACCAUGGCUCAACCCAGGCCUCUGAACGUGCACCUCCAGUCCCUCAUCUCAGGGUACCCAAACCGGACAGCACUGAUCCAAGAAGUCAUUCCAGCGCUGCUCCGCACAUUACCAGACAUUGCACAAGCGCUCCAAAAAACCUCGGUUUCUCGAGCUGGAAGUGCAAACUCCUUUGGUGAUGACCAGCUGAACGUCGACGUCCUGGCGGAAAACCUCAUCCGCGAAGCGAUUUCCAAGGUCCCAUCGAUAGCUACUGCGAGUAGUGAAGAAGACCCAGUCGAGAAGCGAGCCUACCUUGGAGACGUCAAAUCUGACGAGCAGUACACCGUAGCUUUUGAUCCUCUGGACGGCAGCAGUAUCAUCGGCCCGAACUGGACCGUCGGCACCAUAAUCGGGAUCUGGGACGGUGCGUCCGCGCUGUCCUCCACCUCAACACCUCGCGAGAAGCAAAUCGCCUCCAUCCUCGGCGUUCUCGGACCGCGAACAACGGCCGUCAUUGCACUGCGUAUGCCAGGAACCGAGGGGACCUGCUUCGAAGUCAACUUCACGGGGGGAAAUAUCGAAGUCAUCCGACCAAACGUCAAACUCUCCUCCACCCCGAAAACCCGCUACUUCGCACCUGCGAACUUGCGCUCAGCGGCUGAGAACCCGAAGUAUCUGGAGUUGAUCAACCACUACAUUGCGCAGAAAUACACGCUCCGCUACUCUGGCGGCUUGGUACCGGACAUCUUCCACGCCCUCGUCAAGGGACACGGGAUAUACACGUCCCCGGUCACGGAGAAGAGUCCGGCGAAGUUACGCAGGCUGUACGAGCUCGCGCCGAUUGCGCUGCUGGUUGAGUGUGUGGGGGGUGUAGCGCUGGAUUCUACGGAUGGGACGCGUGUACUAGAUAGGGCCGUGAGGGAUACGGAUGAGAGGGGAGGGUUGGUAUGCGGGAAUGCGUCGGAUGUGGAGUUUGUUCGGGAGAGGUUGCUGGGGCAGUAAAUUGGAGAUGACAAUGGGGGAGAAGGGAAGGCGGAGCGAAUACCGCGAAAUCGUACGAAUAUGGAUCACAUAAGGCACAUGGAGGUAGAUUCGCGCACUGGUGUAGUGAGUUCCCG
This is a messenger RNA of Macroventuria anomochaeta, 1185 nucleotides long. Its product is annotated as sedoheptulose-1,7-bisphosphatase. The transcript has a single exon. Gene Ontology annotation, cellular component: cytoplasm. NCBI's taxonomy places the organism in Eukaryota, Fungi, Ascomycota, Dothideomycetes, Pleosporales, Didymellaceae. The record is from RefSeq and is a predicted model, not a curated record. Bases 89 to 1069 code for a protein of 326 amino acids. Gene Ontology annotation, biological process: gluconeogenesis; fructose 1,6-bisphosphate metabolic process; sucrose biosynthetic process. Gene Ontology annotation, molecular function: fructose 1,6-bisphosphate 1-phosphatase activity.